Messenger RNA from Daldinia decipiens, 3653 nucleotides. RefSeq lists its product as uncharacterized. NCBI's taxonomy places the organism in Eukaryota, Fungi, Ascomycota, Sordariomycetes, Xylariales, Hypoxylaceae. The transcript has 5 exons. Bases 650 to 3235 code for a protein of 861 amino acids. The record is from RefSeq and is a predicted model, not a curated record.
GCCAAGUACUUAAGUCUAUAGCUUACGGACACGUAUGCCCUUACUAAAAGAUUUGUAUAUUUACAAUGCAUAUUGUAUACAUGUAAUCCAAGCGUCUUUUAUCGCAUAUUCCCAGUUUCAGCCAAUUUCGUUUCUAAUACUCCAGUCACUUCUCACAAUGCGUAUAUUGUCAUUGAGUUAUUCAAACCUUGCAUAGAGGAAAUGAAAUUUGUUAGGGCUGUUACUCGGGAAACUUGGCUGACUAGACGAGCAUCACAACUUGCUUUUCAUCAUGUACAACCUCGUACCGCAUCCCUGACUAUUGAUAUCUCGACUGUAAGCGAUGAAAUCUGAAAAACUAAGAUCAAGCAUUUAGCACACGUUAAGAUUUAGCAAAUGGUACCCAAGUUUAAUCAACGAUAGGAAUCUCAUCCUUCCUGCACUUAUGUUUUUUCUAGAUAUUCUUUCUGCUGUCAAGGUUUUCUUUCCAACGGAACUUUGUAAAACAAGCACGAAGGACAUUCACAAUAUCUUGAUCAAGAGUUCUACAAGAGUGUAUGAAUGAGUGUAUACGACAACAGACAAAUCUCUCGGGACUACACAACCAUCUUCAAACCCAAAGAUAGCGCCUCCUCAUAGCCCUCUUCAAACCUCCAUUACACGCCAAAUAAUGGCCGGGUCCGAAGUAUCUGGUAUCUCCAAGCAACUCUCACAGUUUGAGAGGAUAGAACUACUCAAGAUCAGCUAUCGACAUAGGUCAAGGUUCCUUCAUUGUCCAACUACGGGGAAGGAUCCCGAGAAAGAUGUCUGGACGUCAAUAAUGGAAGAGUUUUCUUCCACCGUCCGUGCGGGCGUAUUUAAUAAAUACGCCCAAGUGAAGAAAGCCACUAAUAUGAUCUGCAAGAAUCGACGCAAACAAACCAAAGGCACCACGCCACCGCAAAGACGGUCUCGGAUGGUUCACGGUGACAAGUGGAUCGACAACUGGGUGUGUGUUUGGAGGUGUCGUGAUUUGAUAAUCAAAACCGCCAAGGUUGAUCAAGCAAUACGAGAAGUGAUGGGAGAGAAGAAGAUUAAGAAGAUGUUUUGCGAUAGAAUAGCCGGUACCGAACUACCCCAAGAGACUGGUGAGCUGACUUUUUCGGCUCCGAUUUGGAAAGGCAUUCAGAAGGAGAUUCGCGAUAUAGAACGAUCUUCGAGAGGCCGUCACUUCUCUUUGUAUUCUAGCGAGGACGAGUCGGAUUUCACAGACGAUGAUGGGACAGAGGAUGAUGCAGUUGUUGGUUUAAGGGCUAAAGAAACACUGCUACAGUCGAUUGAGGCGGAUGUCCAAAGUGAUGUACCUUCGGCGCCAGAAGAUCUGCCAUCAGCACAACCUAAUCAGAGAGUUUCAGGAGGAGUCAACUCUCCAGAUCUUUCUCCAGCUAUACAGGAAAGGCUUAAGGAGCUGGAAAAGGGAUUCAUCAACGUACUUAAAGCAAAUAGGACUGCGACAGGCGAGAAGAUGUCCGUCCUCGGAUUAGCCCAGCGAAGUUCUAACCAGCAGAGGAUAUCUUCACCAGAAGCACUCUCGCACCUACAAGGGGCUCUUGUUCAUAGACCUCCGAAGCUACCAUUAAAGAACAAGAAAAACGAACAAUUAACCACCAUUCUUGCUAUUAAGACACCAAGAUCGGAGCAAGGACGAAGUGGUAACGAUGAUACUUACAAUAGUAUCAGUCUGAGUUUUGCCCCGUCACAACAUCUUAAACCGGGUACUUAUUCUGCAGGCGAGAGCGUUUUAGUCGGUUGGCACGCUCGUCAAAUACCUUUAACAGGUAUGAACGUUACAGCCGAGCAGGACUUCCGGCAGACCGUAUUUGCUACAAUAAGCACUGCUGGUAUAAUCAACUUCCGGCUGCGCAGCCAAAACAUACAAGGGCAAACAGUGCCAUCGAAUUUCCGCCUCGGGAAGACUGUUUCCGUCUCUCGUAAAGAUGUUAUAUACCAUCCUGCGUUUGAUGGCAUGUCCUACGAAGAAGUACAGCUGGAGGUAGCUCGCCAAAGCCUCCUUAGUGUUGAUCAACGCACCGUCAGCCACCAGGUACCACCGACGCUAAUAACUGAAAUCACUGGUGAAAACAGUAGGAAAGACAUCAUGGCCAGCGAGCAUGAGGUAAGAGAAGAAAGACCAGAAACGUUUGCGCGUAGCUCCGCGCGAGAAGAUGGGCGAGGUUGUACACCGCUUAAGACCAAUAAAGAGAAAUCUUCUGCGUCAACCUUAAAGAGGCCCGGUACGCCGAAAGUAUUAAGGAAGUUCCUCGACGAUGAGGCCAAGAAGCGACAGAAGCCUUUGGCACCAGUAAAAAUUCCAUACAUCAGCACACCACCGAGAAAACCUAGUCCUAAAUCGAAGAAACCUUCUAGGUGUAACAGGAUUACACCAUGGAGGUUUUAUGGCAAAAAGCCCCCUGAGCGUGUUCCUGCCGCAGAAGAACAUGAACCAAAUCAGAAGCAGAAUUCCGAAUAUCGACUACCGAUAUUCUCUCAAAGUUCAACCGACUUCUCUGGGAAACCUCAGCACAAACUCAGAGAUCGACGGACCGCCGGGCCUUGCCACGGCAGUGAUGCGGCAUCGUGUGACACAAUGCCGUUCAAGUAUAGCUCUCCGACAAUUGCUCGGCCACACAGGUAUGAUAGUUCUGACGACGAGAGCUUGCCUGACGUGGAAGAAUUGUAUAGAAGGAGACUUGCGAACAAGAUUAAGUCCUCUAGCGACGCAUCUACUUCUCACGAGCUCCACAUACUUCGCCAGAUUCCUGUUGACACUGGAGUCACGCACAAAACUGAUGCUUCGCAAGUGUAUUCAGACCCUCAAAACUCCGGUCAUGCUCAAGCGCAAACAGAUAUACAUGCAUGCCACUCAGAGGAUCUUGCUGGACCGAAAAGGGGUUUAAAUGAUGAUACCCAGAACAUACAGGCCCAAGGAGUUACCAAUAUGCUAUUCAGCUCGAAAUCAAAGAAGCGUUCAAGACAUGGGUCUAAGUCUAGAUCUGGUAGCUUAGAAGUCGAUUUUAUUGGGGGUAUCGCUUUGCCAGAGUCCCAAGUGACUACUUCACCUUGCGACACUCGCUCGGCGAAGAGACGGAAAGGACCAGGACACGCACGCAAGACGCACAACAUGGCCGACCAGAGUAAAUUAGGACUCGGUUUGCGUUUAAGUACAGCUUUCACUCCUCGAGAAAAUGCUGCAAAUGACACAGCACUUGGAUCUUAGCUUCUAAGCUACCGAACGAGGAUAGCCAUACACCCAAACUACCUACCCCUUUCGUACCUCCCGCCACACCCCGGGAGGCAAAGCGUAGGCGCAGGGGAAGAAAGAGACGGAGAAAGAGCAGGUACGAACAGAGACAGCAACCGGAUUGUCCUCAGGGAAAACACAUGGGUAAUAGACAAGAGCCUUACGAGUUCGACCGUUACAACCAAUCUAAACGUGGUGUCAAAAGGACAACAAGAGAGAAGACGACGGACACGGUGGAUUUUGGCAAGUUUAACGACGACAAUAAGUUGGAUACUUUAUGGCGCAAGUUGUCACGAAUGGAAGAUAUUGUUAAAAAAAUAAAGAAAAAAGAUUGACUUCAUAGUUCGGUUAAUGUCAUUUAUUAUUAAAUUUAAAAGUAAUUAAUAAAUUAAAU